ACAGGGCGAAGGAAAAGAAAAUUUGCGUUUUAAUUCAAUCGUUCAUCGGCGUUCGUUUCGCCGCGCUGUCUAUCGACCUCGUUUUUCUCACGUCGAUUUAUUUUAGUAACAAAGCUUAACAUCAGGAUUAUGCGGAUUGUUAAAUAAAAUGUGAAUUUGAAUAAGUUUUAAGUCCUUAUCAACUAUGAUGAACGAACAAGUUUCAAUGUUUGUCAUAGUUUAGUUAAAUUAUCUAGUGCCUAGUGAUUAUCGACCUCAUUCAUUCGACUGUUUAUGUUUAGUAAACGGGUAUCUCGAAGUUUGUUUUGCAAACACAAAGCUUACCCGAUCACAAUCGAAUUAUUAAUAGUGCGUGUGCAUUGCGUGGUGUGCAGGUGGUGUCGUGUCGUGUCAGUUAUGCUAGUGCAGUGAAAUGGGUGCGAUGGGCAGAAUGUAUAAGAUGGUGGUGUGCCUGUGGGUGGCGGCCGCAGGCUGGGGCGGCGCGGUGGCCGAGAUCGGCAGCAACAUGAACAACAUCUCGGGCAGCAUGCUGCGGGACCUGACGGACGUGCUGGGCAUGGUGGAGGUCUCCUACUCGGAGCCCGUCAUCAAUGUGUCGUACGUGGCCAGCGUGCAGUUCGACAUGCGCGCCAUGGGCCCCGUGUACAACUCCACGCACCUCGUCAUCGACGCCAUCGCCAACAAGCAGGCGUACCCUGAAGGCAUGGUGACGGUGUCGGACGGGCACGCGUACGUCAAGCCGCUGAAGGAGGAGUGGCGCGCGCUGCUCGUGCACUACGCGGGCCCUACCGCCGUCAUCGUGGUCGCCGUGCUGCUCAUCGCUAUCCUGCCCCUGGCCGGCCUGUUCUGGUGCUGCUGCUACUGGUGCCGCAUGGGCAGGCGGCGGCGUCCCUUCGACCGCAAGUACGACGCUUGUCUCAAGGGAAUCCUCGCCAUCAUACUCAUCGGACUACUCACGCUCUUCUUGUUCGGCGUAGUGUGCGCGUUCGCGACCGACUCGCAGGUGGAGACGGGCAGCGCGGAGGCGGCCGACUCCCUGAAGGCGGGCAUCCGGGAUGCGCGCGAGUUCCUCAACGCCACUCAGGCGCAUGCGCGCUGGCUGCUCGUCGUCAACUACAGAGAGCUGGAGAUCAAGCUCAACUCCAUGCUGUACAGUAUCGGCGUGACGGCGUCGGUGAAGCUGGGCGAGUUCUCGCGCGCGGUGUCGGUCACGACGCUCAACAAGCUGGUGCAGCAGCUGGACGGCGUGCGCGAGCAGCUGCGCAGCGUGCACGCGCUCACCGCCACGCUGCGCGCCAAGGCCGAGGAGCUCAACACCGGACUCCGCAAGGUCAAGAACCAGCUGCUGCAGACGCUCGCCAAGUGCGACCAGCCCAAGUGCCGCGCGCUACAGGACAAGUACAAGAUAGGCCAGCUCGACACCGAGAUACAGUACAGCCAGAUGCCGGACGUGACGGAGUUGCUGAACAACGUGUCGGCGCUGCUGGACAGCGACAUCAAGAGCGAGGUGGCGGCGGGGCAGCAGGUGUUCAGCGACAUCCAGCGCGGCAUCCAGCGCUCCGUGGACCGGCACAUGCCCGACGUCUCGCAAGCCAUCGCUGACAUCGGCAAGAAGUUGGCGGGCGUGGCGGACGAGAUCACGUGGAUGGCCGGCAACGCCAGCGCCGUGCUGCAGCGGCAGGAGUCGAGCGCGGCAGAGCUGCGGCGCCUGCACGCCACCUACGGGCCCUACCGCCGCUACGCCGGCCUGGCCGCCGCCAUCGCGCUGCUGCUGAUCACGUGCCUGCUGGCGUGGGGGCUCAUGUGCGGCGUGUGCGGCAAGCGCCCCGACGUGUACGGCGCCAGCGACUGCUGCAACAAGGGCGCCGGCUCCAAGAGCCUGCUCUGCGGCAUGGGCGCCAUGUUCCUGCUGGGCAGCGCCGUCACGCUGGUGCUGCUCGUCUACUUCAUCGUCGGCGUCGCCACACAGCGCUUCGUCUGCGACCCUCUCACUGAGCCGCGCGACAACCGUCUGUUCGGCGACCUGGAGGAGCUGGUGGACUUCGAGAACAUGCUGUUCAACGAGCGUCGCGACCCCGACUUCAACAUGACGGCGGCGCUGCUGCGCUGCCACAACAACCAGACCAUCUACCAGGUGCUGCACCUGCACCGGCUGGUGAACCUGUCGGAGACGAGCGCGGCGGUGCGCGGCUCGCUGACGCGGCACGUGGCGGCGCUGCGGCCGCUGCUGCCGGCCGAGCGGCCCGUGGCCAUCCUGCGGCCCGCCGCGCGCGACAAGCUGCGGCGCCUGGCCGACAGCGGGCUCUCCGACUUCGACUUCGAGCGCAUCCUGGCGGCGCUGGAGACCAACAUGACGACGCUGGCGCUGGACUCGCUGGCGCGGCAGCUCAACAGCACGGCGGCGUCGCUGCAGCGGCCGCUGUUCGCGGAGGAGGUGCGGUCGCUGCGCAGCGCGUCGGCGGCGCUGUCGGCGCUCAUGCACGACGUGCUGCGGCCCAUGCUGGACUACUCCGCGCAGCUCAACAGUACGGCGACGAAGCUGCGCGACGGGCUGCGCUUCAACCACUCGUCGCUGAAGGACGCCAUCACGUACCUCAUGCACGAGACCAGCGAGGCCGAGGUCUUCCUCAACACCGAGGGGCCCGACCGCGUGCAGAACAUGACGGCGGGGCUGGCGGACACGGUGGCGCUGCGGCUGGAGCAGUACGUGCAGCGGCUGGCGGCGGCGGCGCGGGAGUCGGUGGGGCGCUGCGGGCCGCUGUCCAACGCCUUCAACGCCACGCGCGACGCCGCCUGCAGGAAGAUACUCAUGCCCGUCAACGGCUACUGGAUGUCGCUGGCGUGGUGCGUGGUGCUGCUGGCGCCGCUGCUGCUGGUGGCGGCGCGGCUGGCGCGGCUGUACCUGCACGCCGACGCCUACCCCGGCCCGCUCGUCGAGGCCGAAUAUUUGUAUGACGCGUACGCGGACCGCGAUAACGUACCCCUUGCCAACGCCUACAAGGUGGAGAAGCGGUCGUCGCGCGAGCCCGCGACGGGCGCAGCUCGCCCGCGCCCGCGCCCGCGCGCCGCCGCCGCGCCGCCCGCGCCGCGCGCCGCGGUGGCGCCGCCCGCUGACCACUACCACGCGCGCAGAUAUAAUGAUAUGGCGCCAAAGCACUGGGAAGAGGGACCUCCCCGCUACCUCGGCUCUACUGAGUACGAGCGACCCCCUCCAUACUACUAUCCCGGACCAAAACGGCGUCGCUCGGCGGGCGCGGGCGGCGGCGGCUGGGCGGACUACUUGGCCGAUAGUCCUGUAAGAGCGAGCUCGAGAGACGACAUGACAGCUGUGCAGUUGACGCCGAAGCCCCCGGCCGGCAGCUGGGCGGAGUACCUGGGAGCUAGUUCGGGCGCCCCUAGACUCAGAAGAGCGUUUAGUAUGGAGGACGUACCUCCGCCGCCGAGCAAGGAACCCGCGACCAGUUGGGCGCAGUACUUGGCAGCUAGCGAGAAUUCCCUGAGUCCUCCAAUGUUCCCCCCCCGCGCGGAGCAGCGAGCCGAGCCGUCCGCGCCGUGCGAGCCUGUCACUAGUUGGGCAGAGUAUCUAGCCGCUAGUCCUAGCGCGCCAGUGUUCCCGGCGGCGCGGCGGCGCAGCGGCGAGCCGGCCCCGCGGGGCACCGCCUGGAGCUGGGCGCGGUACCUCGGCGGCCGAGCGAGCGAUAGACAGUAAACUGGCGCUCACGGAACUCGACGAAGACCUGCUGAAGUACUGAGGUGUCCCCCCCCCCGCACACACACACACACACACGUGAAGGAACAACACACAGCAGACAACUUUGAGCAGAAUGCUGCAGCCGUCACUGGCAGUCACACGUAACCGAUCGAUAUUUGACGGAGAUGAUCAAGUUUAAAUGAAACCUUAUAUACAGUGAUGACUACACUAUUCUGUCCGAGGUUACUGUAGCGUACGUAGUAACGCGUUGCGGGAAAAUUACUAUAUUUUAAAUACAAGAAUGAUUCAUGUAAUAGUGAUAAAUGAAGUGCAAACUCAAGUUUGAACAAGUAUUGUAUACUGCCGCUCAAGAGCGCUGAAUUGUGAUUCACGAAGUAUGUGACAUACGUACACACUGCCUGCCAACGAUAGGGUUGCCAUUCACUACUGUAGCUUCUAUUACAUAUAUGGGAGAACGCGUAGAACAUUCUCACAAUGUAAUGAAGGGCUGUAUGCAACCCUGCCAACAACUUGUGAUGAACAACUUUAUUGAUACGCCGUAGUUGUAAUCAAAGUACUAUUGUAACGUAAAGUUUUAGUCUGCAAUGUAAAUAGUAUAUGUAUAGAGACGUGCGAGUGUCGGCACUGCACGUGCGAGUGUCGGCACUGCACGUGCGAGUGUCGGCUCCGCUCAGUCACACUCCCACAUUAUACUGUCGGCUCAAGAUUAUUCGUAGAAUACGUUGAUAGCGAUCUCAGGGUCGUGUUGGCUUUAAUGAUUUACAGAAUUAUAAUCUUUAUAUGUGUUGUUGAACGCGGAUCACGUUGACCGCACAAAAUGUAUUUGAGUUUGAAAUCUAAGAGAUUCAAUUUAAGUUAGGAUUUACGUAUUAUUAUGUAGGUAUGUAAGUUUGGUUCUCUCAUUUUCCUACUCUUACUGUAGGUGUCCCAAAGUGAUCAUAUGUGAAAACAAAUGUCGGUGUAGUCGCGACAGUGAUGUGUCGGCGACGCUAGAGUUAAGUUCACACGUACACAUCACGUUGGCGAGAUUCUAAUGCAUUUAUAUUUAAAUUGAUAUGUUAAGUAAACAAUUGUACACUCGUUAGCGUACCGAGUCGCGUCCCUGACGUGCCAAACUAUUGCGCUAGUCGACACGUAUAUUAUGUCGCUUUACUGUAUACCUGGGCGAUUUUUUAGUUCAUUUACAUUUUCUGUGUUAGUUCAUAUUUACGAACAAUUUUCUAUUCACAUGUACGUCUAAGUUCGGGCAAUGUAUAAAUUGUCCGACAUAUACUCUGUUCGUAAAUCUAGUGCUAGCAUUAUUAUCCUAUUUAGUAUAAUUUUGUGAUUAUUGGACAUUUAUAUUUUAUUUUGUAAGGUCAGAGUACGAGACGUUCAAAUAGUCGAUUCGUGUAAACCUUUCGUGUCAUAUCGUUCGUAAGUGCCGUUUAUUGUGUGCAUGGCGAGUGGGAGCGUGCGUGUGUGAUACCAAAUAUGUGUCGUCCGGGUGUCGAGCUGCCAGCCUCGGCAUCCGGGGCUGUGCCGAGCUGCCGGCCCCGGGCCCCCGGGGCUGUGCCCGGCGUCCGCGCUCAGGGCCACGGAUGCGUGUAGUCAAUUAGGGUAUAGGUAUUCUCAUAUUAGUAUAAUUAUGUAUCUUACAAUAGUACUAGCGAUAAGUAGAGGUCACUGGCGCCACAUCGCGCAGUGCCGCCGCGUCCCGCGUGCGCGCCUGUCCGCGCGCCGUGCCAAGCCGGGCGCGGCCCCGGGCGCGGCGCGGUGCCGGGCGCGGGGGGCGGCGCGGGUGAGGCGCGCGGGGAGGGGUGUGUCGCGGCGUGCGCGGCGCGUGUCGCGCGGAGGCCGCCGACGUGUCAAAUAUGAAGGAACACGACCGAUGCGUUCACUUUUCCUGCUCACUUUACCGUAGAUGACUUCCUUUUGGAAACUAUUUGUCAAAAUAUUUACUAGUAUUUAGUUAGAGCCGCCGCUCGAACUCAGAUGGAGCGCGGCCGGUGCUAGCUCGUCACCGACGCUACGUUACAUUAUUUUUAGCCAUUUUAUAUUAUUUUACUGAUUGAGAUUUGCGACGUACUGGAUAGAGUUAGUGAAUGUUAAGAUAAGCUAGAGUUAACGUAAUUCCAAUGUAAUCUUUAAACCGUAGUAGUGUAACCAAAAAAUAAGGUUUUGUAAGAAUGUGCCGCAUUACGCGAAGGCUGUGCGAUCAUCACGGAGUGUAACGACGAAUGUAAAAUAAACAAAAUUUAAUUAUCUCCAA
This is a messenger RNA of Helicoverpa armigera (cotton bollworm), 5963 nucleotides long. RefSeq names its product prominin-like protein. NCBI's taxonomy places the organism in Eukaryota, Metazoa, Arthropoda, Insecta, Lepidoptera, Noctuidae. The record is from RefSeq and is a predicted model, not a curated record. Gene Ontology annotation, cellular component: membrane.